CCCUCCUCCAUGAAACCGAAAGAGACUCGCUCUCUGGUUGGCGGUACUUCCUUCCCUGGGUUAUAUGUUAAACGUGCUGUUGCCUUGUGCGAGCAGCUAGCUAGGUCAAUACGGGAAAGGGGGGGAGCGUGGAAAAGUAUUUGCAGCUGACUGAGGCCAACUGGGAAACGGUGUUCAUUCACUAGCUGAACGGGGAGGCGGGUAGCUAACGUUAGCAUAGCUAGCCGCAUCAAAGUGAACACUCCAAAGGAACUCCGACCUUUCAAAAGAGCCCCCGAACCGAACUAAAACCAUCUCGAUAGGUGGUCUGGGUUAGGUUCGCUUGGAUUCCUCUGCCCGGUUGCUUUUUUUAGAGCAUUGUGAACACGAAGCAUCUCAGUUUCAGAUUUUAAGAUGUCCCACUCGUCAUCACGUGGCUCCUCGCGCAACACUGACUGCAAGGUCUAUGUGGGUGACUUAGGCAACGGGGCUGCUAAGGGGGAGUUGGAGCGGGCGUUCAGCUACUAUGGACCUCUGCGCAGCGUCUGGGUGGCCAGGAACCCUCCUGGCUUUGCCUUCGUCGAGUACGAAGAUCCCAGAGAUGCUGAGGAUGCGACGAAGGGCAUGGAUGGCAAAGUGCUCUGUGGUUCUCGCAUAAGAGUGGAGUUGUCAACUGGCAUGUCUCGCAAGUCACGCUACGGCCGUCCCAGCCGUCGGCACUUCGACCCCAAUGACCGCUGCUACCAAUGUGGCGAGAGUGGCCAUUAUGCAUAUGACUGCUCUCGCUUUAGCAAGAGGGGAGGAGGCCGUCGCCGCAGCAGGUCCCGCUCACGAUCUCGCUCAAGGUCCAGGGGAAGGCGUUACCGCUCACGCAGCCGAAGCAACGACCGUGACCGGCGUAAUAGAUCCCCAUCAUACUCAAAGCGCAGAAGCAGAUCUGGGUCCCCAGCACGUUCCAAGUCCAGAAGUCCAGUGUGCAGAUCCAGGACCCCAGUCCGUCGGUCCAGGACUCCAGUGCGCAGAUCAGUAAGUCGCUCCCGUUCUCGCUCCCAUUCCCGGUCAGUGUCCCGCCCCAGGGCGCGGAGCGUCUCCAGAUCUCGCUCCAGGUCCCGCUCGGCCACCACCAAGAAGAAGAGCCGAUCCAGGUCUCCCAGCCAGAGGAAAAGCCCCAUACCUGAUGCUGACUGACCAUGGGGGUGAAACCGCUCCAUGCCCUGCUGUUCCCCUAUCCCCAUUUGCCUCAGGGCUUGAAGCCAUUUAACCCCUUUGUCCAUGUAUUUUUUCUUUCUCCUGUCAUUUAGUUUAUUUAUCCCUUGGUGUUCAUCCUCUGGCUUUGGCAUUAUUAUUUCAUCUGUAUGUACAACAAAUUCCCGAACUGUACAUUUCAAUGGCUCUUUUUACAGUGGUGAUGUUUUUAGCUUUCUGUGCAUUUUGAAUUUGUUAGCCUUUGGCCAGUGUUAAUGGCAUUUUUCUUUCCCUUUUCUGACAUAUUUGGCAAUAUAUCAGCUCCAGUCGAGUGCAUUGAAGUGUACUCAUAGCUGUACUAAAAGCAGAAUGAUUUAGGGUUUUAUUUCAUUUUCAAUGUAAAUGGCGCUAUCUUUUUAAUAAAAUGAAUCUUUACACUAGUAA
Molecule: messenger RNA, 1608 nt
Organism: Oncorhynchus tshawytscha (Chinook salmon)
Lineage: Eukaryota; Metazoa; Chordata; Actinopteri; Salmoniformes; Salmonidae
Product: serine/arginine-rich splicing factor 7-like
Exons: 10
Coding region: 394-1167 (257 amino acids)
Biological process (GO): mRNA splicing, via spliceosome
Cellular component (GO): nuclear speck
Molecular function (GO): RNA binding; zinc ion binding
Source: RefSeq, a predicted model, not a curated record